CCGCUAAUCAACUAAUCAACACUCAGCGACCAGCACCAACCCCUAAACCGAGCCAACUCCGCCCUCGUCUCCCCCUUCAUUCCCAGAACGAAAAAAAAACCCACCACACCCAGCGAAAGCCUCACACCAAGCGGGGGAAGACUAUGAGCCGUGAUGAGAUGGCCGCCAUGGGGUCCCAAAUCUCCCACCACCACCGAGAACAACAACAAUGACCGGCACUCCUACGCCAACAUCAUCGACUGGCGCGCCUUCGCCGAGCCCCGAACCCUGAUCGCCACGGGGAUCCUCACCACCGGCAUCCUCGGCGCCGUGGCCCUCCACAGGCGCUACCUGCGCUGGUUCCCGGACGCCGGCAGCAUCUUGCCCUCGUACAUGCGGCGCAGGAGUAUCUUGGGGAGGGUGACGAGCGUCGGCGACGGGGAUAACUUCCGGCUGUAUCACACGCCCGGGGGCCGGUUGGCCGGGUGGGGGUGGUUGCCGUGGAAGAAGGUUCCGACGUCGAAGAAGGAGUUGAGGGAUAAGACGAUUCACGUCCGUCUGGCAGGCAUCGACGCCCCCGAACUCGCGCACUUCGGUCGGCCCGCGCAGCCCUUCAGCAAGGAAGCCCACGAGUGGCUCACGGCGUAUCUGAGCAAUCGGCGGGUGCGCGCGUACGUCCACCGCCAAGAUCAGUACCAGCGCGUGGUCGCGACGGUGGUGGUGCGGCGGGCGCUCGACUUCCCCGUCCCCUUCCGGCGGCGCGAUGUCUCGUACGAGAUGCUGCGGAAGGGGCUCGCGACCGUCUACGAGGCCAAGUCCGGAGCGGAAUUCGGCGGCGCCGCGACCGAGCACAAGUACCGCCAGGCGGAGUGGUGGGCCAAGCUGCGCGGGUUGGGGAUGUGGAAGGGGUUCCGCCGCAACAACGCGUGGGAGAGUCCCCGGGACUAUAAGACACGGAUGGGGCUGGAGAACCCAAUACAGUUGAAGGAGGAGACGAAGAAGAUUUAGAAAAAAAAAUUUUCCAGGAAAGGGGGGUAAAUUACCGCGUGCCCCUAUUCCCUUGUUUCGGUGCAGAUUACAACGUCUACGCGCUUAUGACGAUACGGCCCAUUUUCAUAUAUCCCGGCGAUAUCUUAAGCUUGCACAUUGAGUUCAUCCAUGAAUAUUCGUGUCCGUUGACGAAGACAUUCCAAGAGGACGCCCUGGUUUUGGUGGGCAUUGGCAUAUCGUAACCUCCGUUAAGACCUGACACAUCAGUCAUCUUGGCCACACAAGUGAUGCCAGCUGUCUUGAACAAGACAUUAUCUAGCUGCAGAGAGGG
This is a messenger RNA of Aspergillus japonicus CBS 114.51, 1300 nucleotides long. Its product is annotated as thermonuclease family protein. Lineage: Eukaryota; Fungi; Ascomycota; Eurotiomycetes; Eurotiales; Aspergillaceae. The transcript is spliced from 2 exons. Bases 154 to 987 code for a protein of 277 amino acids. The record is from RefSeq and is a predicted model, not a curated record. Gene Ontology annotation, cellular component: cytoplasm; mitochondrion.